This is a messenger RNA of Clonostachys byssicola, 7197 nucleotides long. NCBI's taxonomy places the organism in Eukaryota, Fungi, Ascomycota, Sordariomycetes, Hypocreales, Bionectriaceae. The record is from the annotation of a GenBank genome assembly.
AUGUCUUUCAACGCCAAUGGCUCGUUCUCGCGGCGGAGUAAUCCCUUUACGCGACCAGGCCAGUCACCACAAGCUGCCGCUACCAACACAAAUCGACCGAAAUCCGCCCUCUUUACACCCUCUUCUCCUUCGCCCAGUUCGCCAACACCCCUAGCGCACACACGAACACAGUCAAAUACAACUACAGCCGUUUCUGUGUCAGUAGGGCUCCAGAGGCGGCAUUCCCGCCAAGGUUCCAAGAAUGGCUCCACAUCGUCAGGGACGUUUGCGCCCUCCUUCAUCAAGACAGAAGACAUGAGGAGAAGCCAUGAUGCUGUGAAGGGGAUUGAAGGAGAGAAUGACUUUUCAGGAAAGCGCUAUGUGUGGCUUAAGGAUCCCCAGCAAGCUUUUGUGAAAGGAUGGGUUGUCGAAGAUCUCCCAGAUAAUCGGAUCCGGGUGCAAUGCGACGAUGGAACGCAACGAGAUGUCGAUGCUGAAACCGUCGAUAAAGUAAACCCGGCCAAGUUCGACAAAGCAAACGAUAUGGCCGAGUUGACUCAUCUGAACGAGGCCUCCGUGGUACACAAUCUACACAUGAGGUACCAAGCAGACCUGAUCUAUACUUACUCUGGUCUGUUUCUCGUGACGGUGAACCCCUAUUGUCCUCUGCCCAUAUAUACCAACGACUACAUCAACAUGUACAGAGGUCGAAGUCGUGAGGAUACAAAGCCCCAUAUCUUCGCCAUGGCCGACGAGGCCUUUAGGAAGCUGGUUGAUGAAGGGCAAAAUCAAAGUAUUCUGGUCACGGGAGAAUCAGGAGCAGGAAAGACCGAGAACACGAAAAAGGUUAUCCAAUACCUUGCGGCAGUCGCGCACACUGAUUCAUUAUCAAGAAGCAGGCCGCAGCAGUCAAACCUGUCGCAACAAAUUCUUCGCGCCAAUCCUAUAUUAGAAGCUUUCGGAAACGCUCAAACGGUACGGAACAACAACUCUUCGCGAUUCGGAAAAUUCAUCCGCAUUGAAUUCAGCCGAAACGGUACGAUUACAGGAGCAUUUAUCGAUUGGUAUCUACUGGAGAAAUCCCGAGUCGUGAGGAUAAAUCCCCACGAAAGAAACUACCACGUCUUCUAUCAGCUGCUCAAGGGAGCAGGCUCGCAGAUGAGGAGAGAGUUCUUGUUAGAUGGACUCGGCGUUGAGGAUUUCAACUACACUCGCGACGGCCACGACACGAUCGUUGGUGUGUCGGAUAGGGACGAGUGGAAUACUCUCAUGGAAGCAUUCGGCGUCAUGGGUUUUGAGGAAAAGGACCAAUUAUCCAUCCUCCGUACAGUGGCUGCUGUCUUGCAUUUGGGUAAUAUCGGCGUUGUCAAAGAGAGUCGCGCUGCCGAUCAGGCUCGCCUGGAAGCCGGCUCAGAGAGGCAAGCAGCCAAGGUUUGUCAGUUGCUUGGUGUUCCGCUUGAGCCGUUCCUGAAAGGAUUACUGCAUCCUCGGGUCAAGGCCGGCAGAGAAUGGGUCGAGAAGGUCCAGACUCCAGAGCAAGUCCGUCUUAGUCUUGACGCUCUCUCGAAGGGCAUUUACGAGCGAGGUUUCGGAAAUCUUGUGAGCCGUAUCAAUCAGCAACUGGACCAAAACUCAAUGGGCAUGGAUGAUACUCACUUCAUUGGUGUGCUUGAUAUUGCUGGAUUCGAAAUUUUCGAGCAGAACAGCUUCGAGCAGCUUUGCAUCAACUACACCAACGAGAAACUGCAGCAAUUCUUCAAUCAUCACAUGUUUGUUUUGGAGCAAGAAGAAUAUGCUCGAGAGCAAAUUGAGUGGCAGUUCAUCGACUUCGGCCGUGAUCUUCAACCCACGAUUGACCUCAUCGAGCUGCCAAAUCCGAUCGGUAUCUUCUCUUGCCUCGACGAGGAUUCCGUCAUGCCAAAAGCAACAGACAAGUCUUUCACGGAAAAACUCAAUUCUUUAUGGGACAAGAAGUCGACAAAGUACCACUCUUCGAGGCUCACCCAGGGAUUCGUCCUCACUCAUUACGCAGCCGAUGUGGAGUACUCGACCGAAGGCUGGCUUGAGAAAAACAAGGACCCAUUGAACGAUAAUAUCACCCGGCUCCUUGCUACUUCUUCAGACAAACACGUCGCCAGCUUGUUUUCUGACUGCCUCGAUACUGAUGACGACGUUGUUGGCACAAGAAAUAGAGUAAAGAAAGGGUUAUUCCGCACAGUCGCCCAGAGACACAAGGAACAGCUUCACAACUUGAUGUCUCAACUUCAUUCGACACACCCACACUUCGUGCGAUGUAUUCUGCCAAAUCACAAAAAACGACCCAAGCAGUUCAAUAACUUGCUGGUCUUGGACCAGCUACGAUGCAAUGGUGUUUUGGAAGGCAUCCGUAUCGCCAGAACUGGCUUCCCCAACAGACUUCCCUUCUCCGAGUUCCGACAACGUUAUGAAGUCCUAUGCCCUGAUAUGCCAAGCGGUUACCUAGAAGGCCAGGUUGCGGCAUCAAUGAUGCUGGAAAGGCUGGACCUCGACAGGUCUCUGUACCGAGUCGGCCUGAGCAAGGUCUUCUUCAGGGCUGGUGUGCUGGCAGAGCUGGAAGAGCAACGUGAUGCCCUCAUCACGCAAAUCAUGGCUCGUUUCCAAUCGGUUGCGAGAGGCUUUGUAACCAGACGCUCAGUAAAUAAGCGUCUUUUCCGAACGGAGGCCACGAGAAUCAUUCAACGAAACAUACACGUCUAUCACAAUCUUGUGGAUAAUCCAUGGUGGCAGCUUGUCAUGAAGAUGAAGCCGCUUCUUGGUACAACUCGCUCUGCGACCGAGGUCAAAAGACGUGACGCUAUGAUUAAAGAGUUGAAUGAGAAGAUGCUUGUUGAAGCUGAGCAGCGACAUAAACUCGAGGAAGAGCGACGAAAUUGCUUUACGGAAAUGGCACGUAUCCAACAAACAUUAGAAAGUGAGCGUGCUCUUGCCUUGGACAAAGAGGAGAUCUUCAAGCGUCUCCAGGAUCGGGAGGCAGAGCUUGAGGAAAAGCUUGCCGGUGCUAUUGAUGAUCAAGAGCGACUUGAAGAUCAACUUGAUGAGCUAAUGGAAGCCAAGAACCGAGCAGAAAGAGAGGUGGAAAAGUACCGCACCCAACUAGAGCAAGCAGCGUCCCUUAUUACAAAACUUGAGGAAGAGAAGGGGAGUCUUACUCGCAAGAUUUCUGGUCUCGAGGCGUCCAUUGAGGAAAUUUCUGAGAAACAGUCUCAAAGGAGUGAGCAAGAAGCAGCUCUUGAAGGCGAAAUUAGGAUGCUUAAAAGUCAAUUGUCCUUGAAAGAGCGAAAAGCCCAUGACCUAGAGAGCAAGCUGCUCAAAAUUGACCAAGACGCCGAGGUCAAGCUUCACGCAGCUCAGAAAGAACUCGAUAUGGCCAAAUCACGGGAAACACGCCUCACCCGUGAGAACAAGGCGAUUCAAGAACAGCUCGCUCAACUUUCCAAGACUUCAACCGACUACGAAGAUCUCGUCAGGGAGAAAGAAAGCGAACUUGCUCUCCUUCGCAGUGAAAACAAGAGAUUCGAAUCAGAGCGGCGAGGUUUGGAAGAAUCCAAGAAGAGCUUGGCUGUGGAAAAGGAGAAGGCUACAUCAAGACUUCACCAGGUGCAAGCAGAGUUGGAAGUUAUGGUCUCGAAACAGGCUCAGUUAGAACGAGAGGUCGAGGAUGCCAACAGCCUUCUGCAAGCACGACUUUCUGAGGAUGAACAAGCCGACAAGAAUCGUCAACUUCUGGAAUCUCAGAUCAAGGAUCUCAAAGAUGAACUUUACAAGACUCAAGCUGAGCUCAGCAGGGAGCAGCAGUCUCGUGACGAUGUACAACUCCUUGGGGAGCACAGGUACAAUACUCUGAAAGAGGAAUACGACCAUCUGAAUGAUUCCAAAAUCAUCAUUGAGAAAGAGCUUUACGCGCAGCAAGAUACCCUUAGGAGGACCAAAGAGGCCAGAACGACAGCAGAGAAGGAACGAGAUGAGGCGCGCGCGGAGAUUCGCCGACUCCGUCAAGCCAAGACUGAGGCUGAAGAAGCCAGGAUCCGUGCCGAGGAGGCUGGCGAACGGAAAGCCUCCAGGGCUGCCUUGGAGCGCGAGGAAAGUCUCCGCCGGGAUCUCGAGGCCGCGAACCAACGCCUGGAGUGGUUUGAAGAGGAAUGUGCAAACCUGAAUCAUCAGGUUGAAGAUCUCAACAAGCUAAUAUUGUCAUCCGGCGAAUUUGGUCUCAAAAACGACCAGGCCAAAGAGCGCAUGGAACGAGAGCUCAGUGCUGUAAAAAGUCGACUGGCAGCAUCUGAAAACGACAACAAGGCUCUUCUUAACAAAUUACAGCAGAAGGGUCUCGAGAUUGCACGAUCUAGUUCGCGCGCCAGCGAGGCGUCUCGUGGUCAGAUCUUGUCACUGCAGCGGGAGAAGACCAGACUCGAGGAGCAAAGUAACAAGCUAAACAAGCAACUUGGGGAUGCCCAACUUUCCAUCGCCUCUCUUGAAAAGAGAAAUGAGAAGCUGCAACUAAACGUAGAAGAUCUCAACCACGAGAUCGCCCGCGAAGUCAAGACGAGCAGGAAUGCAGAAAAGAACAACUCCAACAUCACUGCACAACUCGCAGAGGCCAAUCGAUCGACUGAAUCGGAGCGCGUCCUCCGGACUCAAGCGCAGUCAACUGUCCGGACUCUCCAGGCUUCCCUUGAAUCAAGGGACAAGGAGCUUGCAGAGUUGCGAACCCAAAUGCUAGAUGCCUUGAGAACCGCGGACCCUGAAGUCAACAUUCCAACCCAAAGAGAGAUGAAGAAUGACAAGGAUCUAUUGGAUAAAUUUGAUCUCGUACGCAAGGUCGAAGAGCUGCAACAACGACUCCGAGUAGAAAACGCAGCAAGAAUCAACGCCGAGACCCAGCUCUCAGACAGGAGAGCUUCACGUCAAGAUACCCCCAGCCGACCCAAACUGGAAGAGAUACACUUUAACGAAGCUCCUUUCAACGGAUCGCCGACUCAGCGAAGGUCUACCAGGCCUUUGCCCAAGCCUUAUUCCAAUACGUCCACACCCACUCGACGACUCCCAGACCCAGAUGCCCAAGACUCGAUCCGCUCCGAUAAGACGGCAGAUGUUCUCAGUUUCAACAAUCGACAGGAUUUGAAGGCCGAGGUGGAGGAGCUCCAAAACCAGUUGCAGCUGUCCCGUAUGCAAAACCGCCACCUUCAGAGCCAGCUUGAUCGUGCCACGCCCGUUUCUGAGAGGUUCGAUGAGGACGGCCCUUCCUCUGCGAGAAGAAUUCAGAAGCUCGAGAAAGCAAACAACCGCCUUCAUGACAUGCUUGAUGAUUCGGCCAAGAAGCUUUCAGUCUUGGAAAAGAACAUUCAAAGCGGUGAACUUUCUGUGAGGGACAUUCAAACACGAUCUCAUGAGGAAUUGUUGGACGUCUUCAACAGUCAAGAGGACUCUCGCCGCUCGCUUUUGCAAAGUCAUAAGGAGACUUUAGCAGAGCUGACCGAGACGAAGUCCAACUUUGACAAGUUGCGCCAUGACCGUACCAGCCUCCAGGUCGAGCUCCGAGACACAAAGUCAGAGCUAGCGGAGAUGAGCAUGGCUCGUGAGCAAGAGGCCCAAAACCGCAGCCAGCUGCUCCAGGAGUACUCGGAUAUUCAAAUAAGACUUGAUGCCGAAACCUCCAGGCUUGCAGAUGUGACAGCGGAUCUCGAGAUGUACAAGCGCCGCGCAGACGAAUACUUUAGCAAGCUUGAGCAAGCGGAAAUUUCUGUGCUCAAGGCUAGCCGCGCUGAACAAUUCGCCAAGUCGCAAUCAAAGGAGGCUGAAGAGACAUAUGCCGAAGUCAUGUCAGAACGCCAGAAGAUGGACUCCAUGAUUGAAGACCUACAACGGCAGAACCAACGCCUGGAAGAGAGACUCGAAGACAUGUCUACGGACCUGGACGGUGUUGUCCAAGCCAAGAAGCGACUACAACACGAGCUAGAGGAUUACCGAAACCAGCGGGCCAUGGAUAUUGAGGACAAAGAAUCCAGCAUGGAGCAAACUCGUAAGAAGUAUCAGGCUGAAUUUACCACCCUCACCAAAGAGCUGGAUCUCGCUCGCGAGGAGAAGCUUUACAAGCAAGCAGAAAUCACUCGUCUGCGGGAAGAGUUGGAUGAUCUCCGGUCCAAAUGGGACGACGAGGUUCUCAAUAGCUCGACGUGGUCCAAAGAGAAAUCUCGCUUGGAGUCGACGCUCGCAGAUGUUGUCUCCUCUCGGGACGAAGCUAUCAACGCACACAACGAGGCACAGGGCAAGGUUGUCUCGCUCCUGUCGCAAGUUCGUACUCUACGCUCCUCCGUUGAUGAGAUCGCAGCAGAGCGUGAUUCUUUGUUGAGAGAGAAGCGCAGCGUCGAGGCUCGCCUCGAGGAGGCCAAGGCUGGAUUAGACGACCUCGCCAACGGUGCCAGCCCAGCUCUGAGAGAUGCUGCAAACACCGACAGGGAGAUCCUCGAACUCAAAUCCAACCUCGCUCAGCAUGAAGAUAUUGCCGCUGCUGCAGUCGAGAAGAUGCGUCGAGCCGAGUCUCUCGUGGCCGAGAUCCAAAAGGAAAUCGCCGCUGAGCGUGAGUCUUCGGCUUCUUUGCAAAGCCAGAAGGCAGCGCUAGAGAAGAGCCUCAAUGAAGCUCAGCUGAAGCUUGUCGACCUGGAGACCAAGGGCUACUCGAGCGCUAGUCAAGAUAUCAAAUUCCUCUACAAACGUAUUCAAGAACUUGAAACUCAAUUGGAGGAGCAUGAGAGCGAGAGAAACAAGUCGCAACGGUCAGUGCGCAACGUUGACCGUACCGUCAAGGAUCUUCAGACACAGAUCGAGCGGAAAGACAAGCAAAAUACCCAGCUGUCAGAAGACGUAUCUCGAAUGCGUGACAAGGUGGAGAAGCUGCUGAAGACAAUUGAUGAGCUCCAGUCCUCGGAGUCAACCAACCAGCUCUCCGCUCGCCGUGCGGAGCGCGAACUUUCACAGGAGAAGGAGAAGACUUUGCGGCUUGAGAGAGAGCUUGAGGGGUGGAAGGGUCUCCGGGUCGAGAGGACAUCGACCGGGGCUGUUGGGAGUGUACGAAACCGCAUGGGUGCCUGGCGAAUGAGUGAAGGUAACGAUGCAUCUCAGGUCGACAUCCCAGCGAGGAAGAGCAGCGUUAGCAGAGCGCCAAGUCAGAAGGGAUUUCUGUAG